AUGUCGAAUAUUCCUUUGGUACGGAAAGCGAUCGUUGGGGCUACGCUAGCUCACACCGCGUCGCCUUCCAGUAACCCUAACCCUUUGGAAUUGAACACUACUGAAAAUCAAUGGACUCCUGCGGCGUUAGAAAGGGCUGGUUCUACUCUCAAGGCACUUAAUCGUAUGGCUAAGCGACCGCCUGUGCAUAUACUGUUCGAAGACAUUGGAUAUACAGUCAGCAUGAACAAAGGUAAGAAUUAA
Messenger RNA from Parnassius apollo (apollo), 243 nucleotides. The record is from the annotation of a GenBank genome assembly. Lineage: Eukaryota; Metazoa; Arthropoda; Insecta; Lepidoptera; Papilionidae.